This is a messenger RNA of Amoebophrya sp. A120, 2377 nucleotides long. The record is from the annotation of a GenBank genome assembly. Lineage: Eukaryota; Dinophyceae; Syndiniales; Amoebophryaceae.
AGGAAGUGUUUGAGCCAGCAUGCAUUUUCACUUAUUCCAACGAGUGUGCAGCGUGUGCAGCUUCCCGGCAAAAUAAAUUACGAUCGUGCAGCACAGCACCCAAUCACUUUUAUUGACUCUUAGCAAUUCGAAGCGAGACAGAGCCUCAACAGCUUUAUUCUUCUUUACAGCUCGCAAGCGCAACAUUAAAAUGCCGCGUCUUUCGGAGAUUCGGGGCGCAAUCUCCAAGAACAGGAAGCGCAUGGAGGAGCGCAAGGAGAGGAUGACGCACCACGCAUCGGUCCAACACGGGAUGUCCCAGGUCAGCUUCAAUGCAGCGGAUCUCGACAGCGAAAAGCACGAGCAUGCCGAGACGUUUUUCGCGGAGCACUUCGGGGAGCACGUGGCCGGGUUGAGUGGCGGUGUGAGGCAGUUCGAGAAGGGACAGGGAUUAAAGGAACGUAAUGGAAAAAGUUUUUGCUGCUCGUCCACGGAUUCAUUCUUCAUAUUUUUGCUUGCACAGUAGAAUUUGAAGUAUUGACUUGAGGCUUUGCAUGUUGAUGUCGAUUCACGAUUGUGCUUAUUGUUAUUUCGCAAUACAACUACACCUUACUACUUUCAUCACCGGCGUAUACAAAAAAACUUUCACUUCCACCUACAGGUAAGGUCAACGACAUGAAUCCUGUGAAGAGGUUUCUGUACCACCUGACCGCUGCCCCGCUUUUUGAAGGGUUUGUGAUGCUGGCCCUCGUGCUGGACAUUUUUUGCGUGAUCUCGGCGGAGCAGACCUCCGCCGGCUUCGCCUUCAAAGAUCACAGUGGCUACACGACAGCCGCGGACGAGACCCUGGUGCUUUUUUACAACCACGACACCAACAGCGUGGGCAGGAACGCCGGAUUUCCGGUUUCCCUUGCCGCGCGGCGACAGCUGGGGACUACUUCGGAUUAUUCGGUGGCCGAAUCAUAUGACAGAAGCAGGACGCUGCUGUACAACAGUUACGGCGAAGGAGAUGUUGAGAUGACUCAAGAGCAAACUGCUUUGUUCGCCGAGGAUCAAAGUGGUGCUUUGGCAGAAGAUCAUACGGAAAAACCAGCACCUUGGUUUAUUUCAGCCCUCUUCUCCUCCUUCGCGGUUCCAGAUGAAACAACUAUUUCAACAUCAAGGAGAACGACCCGUCUCCUCGCCUCCUCCGGACCGAAAAUUUCCAAGUGCUACGUGGCGUGGGCCUACGACUGGCACCACUUCUUCGUGACCUUGUCGAAGAUUAUUCUCACUUUUUUCAUCGUGGAGAUUUCCGCCCACGUCUACGUGAACGGUCCCUACGAGCACUUUUUCGUGGGCCACGGGUCGAAAUUCAACAUCGCGGGGCACUGGAUCGACGCCUUGGUGGUGCCAUCCUCCUGGUUGAUCGAGUUUUUUUUCGAGGAGAAGUUCAAUGGGAUCGGGUUCCUGAUUUUUCUCCGGCUCUGGCGCGUGAUCCGGAUCAUUGCCGGGUUCUAUCUCUCCGUUUCCAUGAUGCAGGAGCAGCACCACGCGUACGAGGAGCUAGCGGAGUUUACCAACAUGGUCACGGGGUUUCUGGAAGACUGCGACCUGAUGAACAAGUUCGAGCUGUACGAGGAGAAGUGGCACAAGCGAAAAUCCGGUUACGGCUUCGGCUCCACGCUGGAACUGGGGCACGCCGCCACCAGCUUGGAAUUGUCGAAACCGAGGGGGCCGGCGCAGGCGCGGGAGGUAGACGGUUUGACAGACGACGACGCGCCGGACGAGGGCAUGUCUACUCCAAAGGACGGAGGUGCUGUAGAUGGUGUACCUGGAGAAGCGAAUGCAGAGGACACCGCAGCCACCUCCGGCGCACCGGUGGUGAAAAAGGAAACGCGGAAAGAGAGCAUUGCGAUCGCACAACGCUUGGCCACGGAAAUCGCGAGAAUGGAGGCCAAAGGGGAAAGUUUGCCACAUCCCGCGGAUCUCGAUGUCUGAGAUGAAGAAUCAGAUGAAGGUCAUCUUGUUCGUUGUAGAGGAAGCUACGUACGAGGAAACGGCUCUUCUUUAUUGGAACUUCGUCGACCACCGGCUCCCGGCUCAAUUGCAAUUGCAGUUCGGUUUUAUGUUGUUCUUUCGAUGAAAAUCAGAAUCGAAGUGGAUCUUUCACAUCACUUUUUUGCUUAUAGUAUUCACACCUUUGUUACUGCUGACGCGGAGCUCCUUCAUUUUGGAAUCUUAAGAAAAGUACUUGACUCGUCUACCCUUGUUACCAUAUUAAUCCCCCUUUAAAAUUUUGAUUCUUGGUGGUGCUCCCCCCGGCACAGACAAAAAUGGUUUCAAUCAAUAGAAAUAUCACAAACUAGAGCACUCUAUAUAUAUACGUCCUUUGUUCCUAGAAGCGUUUCAGUUCGAG